Messenger RNA from Sphaerulina musiva SO2202, 2020 nucleotides. RefSeq lists its product as uncharacterized. The transcript has a single exon. The record is from RefSeq and is a predicted model, not a curated record. Bases 402 to 1028 code for a protein of 208 amino acids. NCBI's taxonomy places the organism in Eukaryota, Fungi, Ascomycota, Dothideomycetes, Mycosphaerellales, Mycosphaerellaceae.
AUGUAUGUUGUACUACUGUACGCUGCUGUGCCUCGUUCUAUCCAGGAUCCACCCCCACGAAGAUCGCGUGAGACUGAGACACGUCGAGACUGUAUAUGGAAUAGACGGCUGUCUUGCCCGUUUGCCCUCCUUCGCAACAUAGCCUCCAAGCUUCGACAAGACAAAACGAACGGCGUCAUCCUUGCGAACGCCCAUACUGUGCCCUACCGUACUCAAAUCAGGGUUGUUUCCUUUCUUGUACACAUCCUCCGCGAGAGCUAUAUGGUCCAGGGCCUCUCCACCGACAUUUGCUGCACUCGACUUAGGUGGCCAUUACAAGAACAACGACCAUACCAUACCACACCCUACCAUACCAUAUAAUAGGAGCGGAUUUACACACAUACACAUACACAGACACGAACAUGUGCAUCGCCGGCCUCAAUCUCACGACACGGACCUGCGCGCACCGAUGGUACGAACUCAUUCGACAAUGCAAUCCUGCCAAUAGCCUCCACAACUGUCCGGAAAAGCUACGUCUGGAGGGCUGGGAGCGGCAACGAGCAGACUGCCCGUUUUGCGACGGCACGGGACAUGACCACUCCACGCACAGGCUGUUUGGCAGCACAUCCUCAGCCAGCUCCGUCACAUCAUCGCCGACCAUGUCCGCAAUGGGAUCAUUUCACGACAGAUACAGUCGAAGAAGCAGUGGAGCGACUGCCACGACGGGCAUCGCCAGCGCACUCUCGCGGCAGAACAGCAACUACUCCUCCUCCUGCAGUGGCGAACUCGAUCGAGCCAUUCAAGCAAGACACAUGAACCGACGCAUCCAUGUCUAUCUCUCGUCCGAUCCUCACGAGAUUCUGCCUUCGGCGACCAAGAACUACCCGACAUAUGCUGCCGCCAUCGCGAAAGCGGAGAGUAGUGCUGCUGGCGGGAGAUCGGAGGCGAAGAGGCUUCGCCGAAGCAACUCAUUCGCUGUGGUUUCUCGCGGGUGGCAGCGCAUGUCGAAGCGUCUGAGCAUCAACCCUGACCUGUUCAAGGUUGCGUGAGCGGCGUGCGACAAUGAAAUCACUUGCUGCUGCUGCUGCUGAAGAGUAUAGAGGUACAAUGUACCGACUCCGACGUGGCGCGCUCUCAGCGUGCUUGCUUUGGGCCUUGGCGCAAAUCACUGCUCGGAACGGGCUUUCUUGACGAAGCCGAAGAAAGGAUUCUUUUCUCAAGCGAUCCAGACACACACUCACACACCACAUGAAUCAUGGCCAUUCAUACGACAGUACUACACAUCGUCAUCAUCACCAUCACCAUCAUUCAUUUGAUUGUACCAGGAAAGACGCUGUAGCUGCUCGCUUGUACUGGCUGCCGCUCCAAGCCGGUCUUGUUGCAUUCCAUGCACCCCCCGCGGAAAGCCGUCGCGGCAUGAUCGGCAUCGGCAGUAUUUAGCGGCAGCAGCAGCCAGCAGCAGGCCAGCAUCAGCAGCCAGCAGCAGGAGCAGUAAAGUGUCGCGUGGUUCGCUAGCCACGCGACAUCUUCCUCACACUACGCCCAGAUAUCAUCCUUUCCAAGCCUGGGUUUCUCUUGGCCCGCCGUCUUGGUCCGUCUUGGAAAGUCUGGGAUUCCGAACCUUUUGCCUGGCUGGAAAAAAGAGUUCCUCCCUGUGUGUGUGUGAAUGCGGGGCUCGUGUGGUUGGGCUGAUGCUGAUGCUGAUGCUGACAGGUUUAAUUGAUCCUGAUUAUUUUCGUGCAAGUUACUUGGGUUAGUAGUUACAAGGUGUCAUCAUGAGAGAAGAUGUGAUGGAACCACGGCCACGAAUAAUGAUUGAUGAUUGAUGAUGAUGGACAGCAGCAGCAGCAGCAGCAGCAUGAUGAUGGGUCGUAUUUCGGCUAACCUGAUACAUUUCAAUAGAGCGUGUUGGGUGUUGUACGUACGGUAUUCUUGCACUUUUUGGGAUACGGAGAGGGACAGCGGUGUGUUGUUGUUGCUAUUGUUUUUUGCUUUUUGGAUCUGGUUUGUUUUUCCAAAGAUACCCCCCACACCACACCAC